CACUUCCGAUUGGACGGAAAGUGAGGCUUCGUUUGUCAUUGGUCACGUGAUUUCUACGUUGCCAUUACAAGCCUCGAAUUUAUGCUCGGCACAAGCUCCGAAGCCUCGGUUCAAAUGUCACAUCACUAGUAUAUAGCGUGUAGUUUACCAGCAAAGUGCACAAUGUAACUGCGUGAGUUCAGGCAGACAAUGGCGUUGAGAGGACUGAACGCCUGUGCUCGUAUUAUACUGACCGAUGCGUCCAGAGCAGCAGUAGGAGCCCUACAGUCAGACUGUUUAAAAUGUCGACAUGGAGCCAAACGUCAUCUCUUGUCUGAAGAUGUGGUGAAGCUGCAGGAUUUUCAGCAGAAGAAAAUUGCUGUUGCCCACAGAGUCUCAGGAUCAAAAGGUUAUUAUUUUGAGACAAUACAUCGGAAAAUAGAGAAAAAUGAGCUAAUUUUAAAGGAGGAAUUGAAAAUACUUCUGCAUUUAUGCCAGUCUGCUGAAGAUGUUAUUAUGGCAAGAAAUGCCAUUUACAGGUACCAUAAAGAGAAUAGUAACAUGGCAUUUGGGGAAUUCAAGUUUGGCCCUCUUUUCAUGAGGUUAUGCUAUGAACUGGGUUUAGAGGAGCUGGCAGCCACAACUCUGACAGAUCCAGCUCUCAAAGGAUUCUUUCCAGACUCGACAUCCUUUAAUAUUGCCAUUGACAUGCUUUUCACUAAACAGUGCUACGAAAGUUGCCUGGACGUGGUGGGAGAAAUGAAAAAACAAGGAGUGCCGUUCAACAAGGACACCUUCAUACUAGCCUUUGCUACUUGUUACAAACUGAACACCUCAAUGUCGUAUCAUAUCUGUUUGACUUUGUUGGAAGAAGGUCAGACAAAAGGCAUUCUCAUCCCUCGACAUGCCUAUUGCUUUGCAACUGCUCUUGCUCUCAAACAGAAUGAUAUAGAGAGAGCCCAGAUAUUCUACUCACAGAUCAUGAGCACGGACAGUCGGCUAUGUCUGAACCUGAGAGUUCUCAUAUUGGCUAUGAAAGGGUCCAUGAAAGAGGCGAUCUCUGCUCUCACAACAGCCCAAGUGUCAAAGACUCCAGUGUUUGUGAAGAAAACAGAGUUCUCUCAGGAAGUGGUUAAUGAAUUGAGGAAGAAGAGUGCUGAUGGGCUGUGGGAGGGACGUGUGGAGCAGGUGCUGAGACGGUUAGAGGAGGCCGGUCAGAUCACCAAAAAGACCCUUGAUGAUUUCUUGUGUCAAACUCCCUCUAGGAAAAGGAGGCCUCUGGGAAUAUUGGAGCAAGAAAGAAACAUCAGCCGAAGGACUCUUAAACAUCUGCAGUCUGCACUACUGUUAGAGUGAAUCCAGUGAGAGUUCAAGACUCUCAGCUUUGGUGUAUUAUAUUACAAGAGUGAAGGUGUAUUCUUGAUCUGCACACUCAUGCUCAGGCUUUGGCAUCAUAUACCUCCUGCUGUUUUAAGCCAGUUACUGUUGUUUUGAGUUGUUGAAAUCAAGUAAGGAAUUGAAUCACUUUAAUAAAGUUAUGUUCCUUUAAUUUGG
Messenger RNA from Ctenopharyngodon idella (grass carp), 1533 nucleotides. It is a transcript of the gene ptcd2, whose product is annotated as pentatricopeptide repeat domain 2. NCBI's taxonomy places the organism in Eukaryota, Metazoa, Chordata, Actinopteri, Cypriniformes, Xenocyprididae. Gene Ontology annotation, molecular function: RNA binding; protein binding. Gene Ontology annotation, cellular component: mitochondrion. The record is from RefSeq and is a predicted model, not a curated record. The coding region runs from base 190 to 1335 and encodes 381 amino acids. Gene Ontology annotation, biological process: mitochondrion organization; multicellular organism development; regulation of mRNA processing. The transcript has 11 exons.